This is a messenger RNA of Hippocampus comes (tiger tail seahorse), 2971 nucleotides long. RefSeq names its product PRELI domain containing protein 3B-like. The record is from RefSeq and is a predicted model, not a curated record. The transcript has 6 exons. Lineage: Eukaryota; Metazoa; Chordata; Actinopteri; Syngnathiformes; Syngnathidae. Gene Ontology annotation, cellular component: mitochondrial intermembrane space. The coding region runs from base 708 to 1292 and encodes 194 amino acids.
CAAAGCAGGCAGAAGAGAUGGAAGGAAGGAGGGAAUGACGGAAGGCAAAAAAUAAAGCAAAGGAAGGAAAGGUAUGUGACACAAAAGCUGGUUUGAGGGAAGGAAGGCAGGAAGGAGCAAAGGUCAGUACGCAAGUAGGGAAGGCAGGAAGACAGAAAGCAGGUCAAAAUAAUGGAAGAAGGAGGGAAGAGUGAAAAAGAAAAAUCAGGUUUAAGUGAAGGAAGGAGCCAUAAGGAAUGAUGGACGGAAGGAUGCAAGAUUAAAAAAAACGAUGAGGAAAGAUAUAAAGAGAGUCUGGAAAGGAUGGAUUUCGGAUAAGAAAGACAACUGUGAAUGUACUAAAAAAUAUACAUAAAAUAAUAACAUUAAAGCGUAAACCUUUUUGGCCCACCCUGUUGUACACGUGUUCUCAAAAAACUGAAAGGAAAAACUCCUAUUAUGUCACUGAGCGCUAUUUUAAUAAGCCAUCAGCAUUUCACUGCCCCAAGUGAGUGACAGCAGGCCGGUCACGCGCCAUGCUGCAUGCUGACUGAGGCGGAAGUGCGUCAUCCCCGUCACGUGACAGCUCUAGCGAACGAGAGGAGGAAGGACACGGGGAGGGACUUACGCUUGUCUUGACUUCAAGCCGGCAUCUCGCACACCGGCCUCAGUGAAACGGAUCAGCCCGGCGAAUUACCUUCACCCAUCCGACCGCAACUCUCCGCGCUAUGAAGAUUUGGACAUCGGAACACAUAUUCAAUCAUCCUUGGGAGACUGUGACCAAGGCAGCGAUGCAAAAGUACCCCAACCCGAUGAAUCCCAGCGUGUUCGGGGUAGACGUUUUAGACAGGACCAUCGACAAGCAGGGCCGGCUCCACAGCAAAAGGCUUCUCAGCACUGAGUGGGGUCUUCCCUCUAUCGUCAAGUCUAUCAUUGGCAACACGCGGACGUGUACGUACAUUCAAGAGCACUCAGUCGUGGAUCCACUCGAGAAGAGUUUGCAACUUCAGUCCACAAAUAUUACAUUCACCAACUUGGUGUCUGUGGAUGAGAAGCUAACGUAUAAACCCCACCCUGAAGAUUCUCGAAAAACAAUCCUGACACAAGAAGCCAUCAUAUCUGUAAAAGGAGUAAGUCUAAGCAGCUACUUGGAGGGCAUUCUAGCAAGCACCAUCUCAACCAAUGCGGGAAAGGGCCGUGAAGCCGUGGAAUGGGUGAUCCGGCGGCUCAACGCCGAAAUCGAGGAACUUGCUGCAACAGCACGCGGGACGAUGCGAAGCCCAAUGGCCGCUGCCACCGUCACUGACAAAUGACCUCUGCUUCUUAUUUUUCCAGUGAAGCAUCCCCAUGCCCCGGUGAUACUCUAACACUGCCUUGUGCUUCUUGUGUGUUAUGUGACAAUGCAUUUGGACCUGCAUAGAAACACCAGGCUCUGAUGGAAUUUUGGGAAUCGGGGUAGGCACUCAGGGAACCAUGGAAAUCGGGAGGAAACAAGUGCCAAAAUCUCAUUGGCUGAAUUUACAGUGCAUGUUCAAGUGAUUUUUUUUUUUUUUUUUAAGGUCAGAUUUGUUUUUUAAUGCUUUCAAGUGCACAAGUGGGAUAUGCGUCAUGGCAGCAUAAAAAGAAGAAAAAAAAAACAUUGGAUCAGAUAUCUUCAGAUCUUCAGAUCAGAAUCAGGACUCUUCCAAAAGUGGAUACAAAUCAGAAUCUUAUGUGCCAAUGUGAGUGUGGAAGUAUACGUCUAGAUGGAAUAUAUCUCAUCAGUAUUAACUCGCUGUCAUCAAAAUACACUGAUUGAUGUGGACACACUUGCAUCGACUCAAACAACAAAAACGAAAACCUGCUGUCAUUCAAAAUUGCACUGAAAGCAUAUAGACAACUAAACAAGCUACAUUAGAGGUUUGUUCGUCCUUAAAUAAGCAAAGUAAUUGCAGAUGGCCGCCACUGUGCCAGUGACUUACAGUAUUGCCAAUGUUACUCUCGUUUUAAUUGUGUGUCAGCACAGGCCAACUAAUAUUUGUAUUAUUUGUGUAUUACGGUUUACUACUUUUGUGUUGUCACUGCCCGCUGUUGGCACUAGUGAGUUAUUUCAGUGCAAUUUGGCUGUCUACAUCUUGUUUCAUGUUUUCGGCCAGUGUAAACACAGCCGCAUCAGAUACUGUAUGUGUCACUGGAGACAGUCCCCCCAAAAAAAACAAAAACGUGAUAUCGGGAUUAAAUUUAGAAUCCGGCACUUGAACCUGUAAUGUAAAUCCAGCCUUAAAAACGCACCAUAUAGUCAGUGUUGUUAUCGAGCACAAACAUGGUACAUGUCAAGCAAACAUGCCAAUUGUGGCAUGAAGAACAAUUGAGCGCACAACAAAACGUGCAUUGUCACGGUGUUGCAAAAGCAUCGAUACAAAGAAAUGGUUCUAGUUUCACUUGGUGGUGGUUAGGUACUUUGAAGUGGUUUUGCAUGUCAGAAGACAGUCAAUGGCACAUAUUUUAUUUAUGUAUUUUUGAGUUGUUGGAGUUUGAUCUUCCAACACUCUUCUGAGACCUCAUUGAUAACAUUCUGUACUGGAUGUCAGUAAAUAAGCUUGUAAAUUAUUAGGCAUUAUUUAAUAAAUAGUAAAAUAUUAUUUUGUAUGAAGGGAUCAAGUUACCUUUGGGGUGUUUUGAGGAAAUCUAGAAUGCUCAGCUGCUUAUUGUGCUUCCAUAGAUAUGAAAGCUGCUCCUUGACUGCAGUCGUUUUCCAUUUGCACUUUCGACAAAGCUGCAGAUUUAGAAGGAGCAGAUAGAGCUGAACAUUCGCAAAGGUUUUCAUACUGUUACGAUAAGACAGUGUGGGGUUGGGCUUUUUUUCAGCAUAUUACUGUGAAUGUAACGCAUUUAUUCAUUAGACUUUUAAAUGAAGUGAGUUGGAAAUUGUAACUUGUGCCUUUGUAAAAUAAAUGGCCAUGCCAACUCAAGAGAAUGCUAAUAAAAGCAUUUUGAUGAUUUUGUACAGUUA